Messenger RNA from Medioppia subpectinata, 2124 nucleotides. Lineage: Eukaryota; Metazoa; Arthropoda; Arachnida; Sarcoptiformes; Oppiidae. The record is from the annotation of a GenBank genome assembly.
AUGCAAAUGGUGACCGAUAAGCCGCCCACACCCGCGCCCACCGUUGCCAUCACAUAUCCAACCAGCCCUACACCGUGUGAUCCCGUACUAAAUCCAGGAAUAACUUGCGAUACAAUAAGUACUACAACUGUGUCAACGCCUGUUCCCACUAAUGAAUCAGUGGCUGUCGUCACCCACAAAGACAAACCAACUUCUGGUGCGCCAAAGACUACGAAAGUACCCAAAAAUACAGCCAAAACUAAAGAAGAAGAAAAUGAAGAAAUACUCGCAGUUCUUCUGGUCUACACUUUCUAUAAUCUCUAUGUUAGCGAUGAUACUAAAGAUAAGACAGUAGCCGAAGAACAAGUCAUUGGAUCCAAUGAAGUGAUGGAAACACCAGAAGAGAAGUCGGAAUCGGAUGGGAUUUCUCCGAUGAGAUCGGAAUCGGAUCCAAAUGUGUCCCAAAAAGAUCCAAAUGUAUACAUCGGAUGUCGGGACCAGACGAGAGGUGAGGCGGCCGUCAAAGACAUCUUAGCAUUGAAUCCAAAGGCAAACAUUUCUCUACUUUUGCUGGACUUGUCUUCACUCAAAUCUGUCCGCAAAUGUGUGGAAGAGUUGUCGGGUUUGGAGACAAAAGUCGAUAUACUUAUCAAUAACGCGGGCGUCCGUUGCCCUGAGUUGCAGACAGUUGACGGGUUUGAGAUGCAAAUCGGCACUAAUCACUUAGGUCAUUUCUUAUUUACACUCCAUUUGAUACCAUUGUUAAAGAAAGCACCGGCGAGUCGUAUAGUGACAGUUGCCUCAGCGCUACACAACUUUGGUCAAAUAGAUUUGCAAAACAUAAACCUACGAAACGGUGCAUACCAUCCGUUUUUCUCAUACGCUCAGAGCAAACUCGCAAAUGUGUUGUUCAGCCGUGAAUUGGCCAAAAGGCUCCGCCACUCAAACAUCAACACCUAUAGCCUCGACCCGGGAGUUGUGAACACAGACCUGAACCGGCACUUUGAUAAGUCUGCGCCCUGGGAGGGGACAGGAAUGGUUGCCUACGAGUUUGGCACUAAUGUCAUGAAUAUGAGGCGAAAGUGUAAGAGUGAGCGCCGACUGGACGGUAAGGUUGUGGUCAUUACCGGCGCUAACACUGGGAUCGGCAAAGAAACUGCACUUCAGCUAUCGUUACGCGGGGCUAAGAUAUACAUCGGGUGUCGGAGUCUAGAAAAGGCUGAGUCGGCCAUCGAUGACAUGAAAGGAGUGAAUCCGAGUGCAGACAUCACUGCACUUAAGCUCGACUUGUCUUCAUUCAAAUCCGUUCGUCAGUUCGCCGAUAAGCUGAAGGCCAGGGAGUCUGCGGUCGACAAACUUAUCAAUAACGCCGGUAUAUAUAACUGUCCGGAAUGGCAAACCGCCGACGGGUUUGAGAUGCAGUUUGGGACCAAUCAUUUGGGUCCGUUUUUGUUGACACAAACCCUAUUGCCAAUGCUAAAGGCGGCACCUGUAGCCCGGAUUGUGAAUGUAACAUCUAUGAGAUACGCUUUGGGCAUGAUCCAUUUUGACAACAUUAACCUCCGCAACGGGGCGUACGACCCAAACGCGGCUUACGAUCAAAGCAAACUCGCAGUCCUGUUGUGCACCAGAGAGUUGGCCAAACGUAUGGGCGCUGACAGUAGUGUCACGUGUUAUGCGGUAAAUCCCGGCGCGAUUAAGACUGAUCUCCAGCGCCACUCAAAUUAUCCCGAAUCGGUUAUGAAUGCGUUGUUUAUGACACCAGAAAUGGGAGCACAGACUACACUGUAUUGCGCUCUCGAAGAGACACUGGAUAAUGAAUCGGGAUUUUAUUAUGAGCUGGGCACAGAGAGUAACGUGAAGUGCUAUGCCCUCAAUCCCGGUGUAAUUAAAACUGAUCUCCAAAGGCAUCAGAAUUACAGCCAAACGAUGAUGAAUAUGAUGUUUUUGACACCUGAAAUGGGAGCACAGACUACAUUGUAUUGUGCCCUAGAUGAGAAACUGGAUAAUGAAUCCGGCUUUUAUUAUGAUAAUUGUAAACGAGAACACUGUGUGGUUAAACAGGCGAAAGAUGAUAAGGUGGCUGAACAACUUUGGGAUUUGAGUUGUGGUUUGGUUGAGCUUGGUGAUGAGUACAGAAUUUGA